Messenger RNA from Zea mays, 6241 nucleotides. RefSeq lists its product as uncharacterized. The record is from RefSeq and is a predicted model, not a curated record. The coding region runs from base 1124 to 2032 and encodes 302 amino acids. The transcript has a single exon. NCBI's taxonomy places the organism in Eukaryota, Viridiplantae, Streptophyta, Magnoliopsida, Poales, Poaceae.
GUUGAAUUUCAUUUUGUAUGCAUGAAUGUGAACCACAAUGAUAUGACCGACAACUCUACAAUCAUAUUUUGUUAUAUUCUAUGAUGUAAUAAGUCUUUGUGGUCUUUGUGGUUCUUUUGUGGAGGACAAUAUUUUUAGGACAGCAUCUCUAGGAAUCUUAGAGGACAACAUCUCUAGGACAUCUUAGACUAGCAUCUUAGCAUAUGCUUGGCUACCCUUGGCUGCUAUAAGUAUGUUACCCCAACCCCUGAGGUUGGGUUGGCAUUGAGUAAGACUUAAACCAGAAAAUUGCCCCAACUUUUAGUGUCAUCCUCUCGAUUAGAGUAAGAGUUCCGCUACUUGCAUUCUACACAUUAGUUCUUAGUAUUGUAUAACCAUGUGCAUGCGUUACCUAAUCCACUCAAUCUAUGAAAAGUAAUAAUAUAUGGAUUGGACCCAUAAGACCCAUGGGUUGGCAUGCUGCCAUUGUAGCCCGACAGGAAGAGCUUAGGAGGCGCAUGCUCCUGCUCCUCCACAAUCGCGUGAUUGUAUGCUAACUUAGAAGCGGCGGUUAUAACUCAAUAGUAUUGGCAGGCAAGCGAAUGAAUGUGCAUGGACACAUGCAUGUAUGUUCGUUCCUUCGAGUAGUUGCUGUCAGGAUUGGUAGGCAGCAGUUAUGUGGGCUCGCUGGGGUGAUUUCUUUCGUCGUAAGGAGGCGGUGACAGAAGCAAAUUAGUGGAUUUGACGGAGAAGAGAAUAUGAUUUCUGUUAGCAGUCUUGACUGCGCCAUGCAGGCAGUCCCUACAGGCUGGCGCCAUCUCUGUCCCUAUCAGCCACAUAAGGACAGCCAUCUGCUGAUUGGUUCUGAUUAGGACAGCUAGAGAUAUGUAGAGAUAUGAGGGGAUCCUGAUUGGUUAUGUUUCUAUAGCUAGAGAUGUGAGGAGAUCAUGAUUGGUUCUGUUUCCAUAAACCACACAGAUCUCCUCCCUAUAUAUAUGUAACCUUUAACCCUCAUAUCAUCAAUCAAUAUUCAGCAGUUCAUCUGCUUUCAUGGUAUCACGAGUCUAGGUUCAUUUCUACUCACCUUCCGCUGUCUAGCGCGCUCACCCGACGCUGCUACGGCUGCUGCUCCUGCGCGCCGUCCAUGGCUAGCCACCAGCCCCCUUCUCCCAGAGUCGACGACGCUGCUGCGGCAGAGGCUGCUCUGCGCGCGCAGCAGGAGAGGGCUGCUCGUCUUCAAACUCGCGAGCUCGCCCUUGCGCGUGCCCGCGAUGCUGAACGCGAGGCGGCUGAGGCCACCAAGGAGCGCGACGCGGCCGCCGCCCGCAUCCGCGACGCUCUUGCCCGGGCCGCCCAGGCCCGCGCCUCUGCUGAUCCUUUGGACGAGGAGGUCAACAACGACGACGCCUCCACCAUUCGUGACGACGCUCCUGACGCUCGCACGCGUGAAGCUCUUCUCCUUCAUGAAGCCGCUGCGCUCAUCAAUCUGCACGCUCAGGCGGUUGCAGUUCAGAACAUCAGGGCUAUCAUUCCCGUCCUCCUCGACGUGUCGUCCACCCUCUACACCCGGUGGCGCGACGCCUUCCUGCUCGCCGUCGGCAAGUACUCCCUGGAAGGCCACGUUCUCACCGACGACUACGCACCCUUCUCUCCAGAUUGGGUGCGGAUGGAUUGCGUCGUCAAGUCUUGGAUCGUCGGCACCAUCACCACCGAGCUAGCCGACGCCGUUCUCAUUCGCGACGUCUCCGCCCGCGCCGCGUGGCUCGCCAUAGAAUCCCAGUUCCUCGGGAACCGGGAGACUCGAGCUCUCUUCCUCGACGCGGAGUUUCGCAACUUCCGCCAAGGCGAUCUCUCCAUCACCGACUACUGUCGCAAGUUCAAAGGGAUGGCCGAUGCCCUCGGUGAUCUUGGUGAGCCCGUUCCCGACCGCACUCUCGUCCUCAACGUCAUCCGCGGCCUCAACGAACGUUUCAGCAGCAUCGGUCUUCAUCUUCGACGCGGGCGGCCUCUUCCUACCUUCUUGGAGGUACAAAACGAUCUUCUCCUCGAGUAACUUACCUUGGCACAUCACUCCUCGACAUCGGCCACCGCUCUGCUCGCCUCCGGACCACCUAAGGCGUCGCCGAACAACUCCAAGCCGAAGCAGCAGCCGCACCAGCAGUCACGGGGCAAACGUGCUGGGAAGAAGGGCGGGCGUUCGCAGCCAAACGGCGCAGCUCCCGGUGGCUUCUUCUCCGGCCCCUCUGUUGGUGGACAGUGGCCGUCCCCUGUCCGUGGACAGUGGCCGUCCCCCCACAAUCCGUGGUCCGGGUCCAUCCACAUGUGGCCCGGCCCGCGGGCUCCAGGCGCUCCUUCGACUCCUCGCCACGAUGCUCAGCAGCAGCCACCCCCGCUGCCCCAGUCCCUACUCGCCGGUGCCCAGGGGCAGUGGUCUGGGAUCCAGCAGCCACUUCCACCAUGGCCUGGGAGCCAGCAACCGCCGCCAUUGACUACCCAGCAGCAGUGGCAAGCUCCACCGCCUGGCUUCUACAGCUCGGGCGCUCCUCUCCCUUCCUGGGAUCAGCAGACGCUCCUCUCCGACUUCAGCACCAUGACACUGCAGCCCCCUCAGCAGCGUGAGUGGUACUUCGACUCGGGCGCCACCACUCACAUGUCCUCUGAUGCUGGUACUCUCUCCCAGUCCACUCCUACGCAGCUUCCUUGCUCUAUUAUUGUCCGCAAUGGUCAUUCCAUUCCUGUUAUUUCUGCUGGUCAUGCUGCUCUUUCCAAUUCCCUUCGUCUUAACAAUGUUCUUGUUGCACCUAAUCUCAUUAAGAAUCUUAUUUCUGUGCGCCAGUUCACUUCUGACAAUAAUUGCUCAGUUGAAUUUGACCCUUUUGGCUGCUCUGUGAAGGAUCUUCUCUCUCAGAAAGAGAUCGUCCGCUGUGACAGCUCCGGUCCUCUCUACCCGCUGCGGCUUUCAACAUCCACCUUUCAUGCUGCUGUUUCACCAUCGCUCUGGCAUCAACGUCUUGGGCAUCCAGGUCGCGAAGUCAUGUCCAAACUAGCACACAUUUCGGGGAUUUCUUGUAAUAAGAAUGCUACUACUGAUACUUUGUGUCAUGCAUGUCAGUUAGGUCGUCAUACUUGUCUUCCUUUUAGUGUGUCAUCAUCCCGUGCCACUAAAAUUUUCCAGUUAAUUCACUGUGACCUAUGGACUUCUCCUGUGUUGAGUAUUUCUGGUUUCAAAUAUUAUCUGGUUAUACUUGAUGAUUACUCACAUUACCUAUGGACUUUCCCCCUACGCCUUAAGUCUGACACAUUUGCCACUCUUACUCAUUUCUUCUCCUAUGUGCAUACUCAGUUUGGCGUCCCCAUUCAAGGUGUUCAGUGCGAUAACGGUCGUGAGUUUGACAACUCUAGUACCCGCGCUUUCUUCCUCACCAAUGGUGUCCAUCUCCGGAUGUCAUGCCCCUAUACUUCGCCUCAGAACGGCAAAGCCGAACGCAUCAUUCGCACCAUUAAUGACGUUGUUCGCUCCCUUCUUUUUCAGGCCAGCAUUCCCCCGUCUUACUGGGCUGAGGCACUCAACACCACUACUCGUCUUCUCAACAUUUUGCCAACCAAGACACUUCGUUUUUCCACCCCUCACCAAGCCCUCUUCGGUACAGCUCCAGUCUAUAAUCAUCUUCGUGUCUUUGGUUGCAAAUGCUAUCCUAACUUGUUAGCCACUUCCCCCCACAAACUUGCUCCUCGUUCUGUUUUGUGUGUCUUCCUUGGUUAUUCUGAUCAUCACAAAGGAUAUCGAUGCCUCGAUAUUCACUCCAACAAGAUCAUCAUAUCUCGGCACGUAGUCUUUGAUGAGACUUCUUUUCCCUUUGCCGAACAGUCAUCCACACCCACUGCCGAGGAUUUCGAGUUUCUCUUAGAUUCUCACCCUGCCGUGCCUGCUCCUAUUGGAUCAGCACGUUUCUGUCUCCUUCCUGCAGGUAUAACAGACGCUCCCGCACAGCCACGUGCGGCCCCUGUAGCAGCAGUCAGCAGUCCGUGCUCCAACGACCAACUGCUGCCCCUGCCUACCGCCGCACCUACACCUGAUCCUGGCUCCGCCCGGACAAACGACGCUGCACCUGCAGUCGUUGCCGACCGCGCCCCGGAUACCCAGCCGGGUCCCGGCCCUCGACGCUUCGACGGAUUCGUCUACACUCGUCGUUCUGCGCCAGCUCCGACUGCUGAUGCUACUCCUUCACCGCAGGCGCCCGCUGCAACAACGCCCGUUGCUGCACCCGCUGCACCGACGCCUGUUGCUGCUUCUUCGCCUUCAGCAGCCGCAUCUCAGCUCCCACCCGGCGCUGUUCCUGUUCCCCCGGUCGUCAACCAUCACCGCAUGACUACUCGAGCAAAACUGGGGUUUCGACAGCCAGCUCUAUUUCACGCAGCACAACUCUCACCUGUGCCACGGACCUAUCGAGCUGCUCUUGCUGAUCCUCACUGGCGCCAGGCCAUGGAAGAGGAGUUCUCGGCUCUCUUGGGGAACAACACUUGGGAUCUUGUUCCUCGUCCUCCGGCUGCCAAUAUUGUCUCCGGCAAGUGGGUUUUCAAGCACAAGUUCCAUGCUGAUGGUUCUCUUGAGAGGUACAAGGCUCGUUGGGUUCUUUGAGGUUUCUCACAGCGUCAUGGCAUUGAUUUUGACGAGACCUUCAGUCCGGUUGUGAAGCCUGCUACAGUGCGCACUGUGUUGACUCUUGCACUGUCUCGCAACUGGCCUGUUCAUCAGCUCGACGUCAAGAAUGCAUUUCUUCAUGGCACUCUGUCAGAAACAGUAUAUUGCUCCCAGCCUUCUGGUUUUACAGAUUCAGCUCACCCCGACUUCGUCUGCCGGUUGAAUCGUUCUUUAUAUGGUCUCAAACAGGCGCCCCGCGCCUGGUACAGCUGGUUUGCCUCGUUUCUGCUCUCACUUGGUUUUGUGGAGGCUAAAUCUGACACAUCUCUGUUUGUCUACUGUCGCGGCACUGACUUGGUGUAUCUCCUGCUCUAUGUUGAUGACAUUGUGCUCACAGCCUCAUCCACAGCCCUCCUACGGCGCAUCAUUGGAACUCUUCAGCAGGAGUUUUCCAUGAAGGAUCUCGGCGAGCUUCAUCACUUUUUGGGGAUGCAGGUUCAGCGCACUCCGAGUGGCCUGUUCCUCUCUCAGCGGCAGUACAUGGUUGACAUUCUGACUCGCGCUGGCAUGGCCGAAUGCAAGCCUUGCUCCACUCCUGUCGAUGUAAAUCCCAAGCUCUCAGGCACAGAUGGUACUCCAGUCACUGAUCCUACGGAUUUUCGCAGUUUGGCAGGGGCUCUCCAGUACCUGACUUUCACUCGACCAGAUAUUGCUUAUGCUGUUCAGCAGGUCUGCCUUCAUAUGCAUGAUCCCCGCGAGCCCCACCUCGCUGCUCUGAAACGGAUUCUUCGUUAUGUUCGUGGCACUCUCCACCUCGAAUUGUUACUUCGCCCCUCUGCGCAAACUGAGUUGGUGGUCUACUCUGAUGCUGAUUGGGCUGGUUGUCCAGAUACACGCAGGUCUACCUCGGGCUACGCUGUGUUCCUAGGAGACAGUCUUAUCUCCUGGUCUUCCAAGCGACAGAACACUGUCUCCCGCUCCAGUGCCGAGGCUGAAUAUCGUGCUGUCGCUAACGCUGUUGCCGAAGCUACCUGGUUGCGCCAGCUUCUUCUAGAGCUGCAUGCUCCUCUGCAGCGCGCUGCAUUGGUUUACUGUGACAACAUCAGCACUGUCUACAUGUCCUCUAAUCCGGUUCAGCAUCAGCGCACGAAGCACAUUGAGAUUGAUCUUCACUUUGUCCGCGAGCGGGUUGCUCUUGGUACUAUUCGUGUUCUUCACGUCCCUACCACUUCCCAGUACGCCGACAUCUUCACCAAAGGCCUGCCAUCUUCAUUGUUCACUGAGUUCCGGUCCAGUCUGAACGUCCAGGCUUUCGACGCUCCGACUGCGGGGGGGUGUUAGCAGUCUUGACUGCGCCAUGCAGGCAGUCCCUACAGGCUGGUGCCAUCUCUGUCCCUAUCAGCCACAUAAGGACAGCCAUCUGCUGAUUGGUUCUGAUUAGGACAGCUAGAGAUAUGUAGAGAUAUGAGGGGAUCCUGAUUGGUUAUGUUUCUAUAGCUAGAGAUGUGAGGAGAUCAUGAUUGGUUCUGUUUCCAUAAACCACACAGAUCUCCUCCCUAUAUAUAUGUAACCUUUAACCCUCAUAUCAUCAAUCAAUAUUCAGCAGUUCAUCUGCUUUCA